ACUUUUUCCGUUGGCAACACUGGUUUUCUAACCUCAAAUAAAUUGGAGGAAAAAUAAAAGUUUCUUAAAUUGAAUACUGCACAUAAAAAAUAAUAUAAUUUUUUAAUUAGUUAAGAAUUAAAUUGAAAUGGCAGGAAAUUUUUGGCAAAGUUCUCAUCACCAACAAUGGUUAGUUGAUAAACAAGAUUUAAUCCGAGAAAGACAAUACGAUUUAUCCAUCCUAACUGAAGAAGAAUACCAAAAGAUAUUUAUAUUUUUUGCUAGUGUUAUUCAAACUUUAGGAGAACAACUUAAACUACGACAACAAGUUAUAGCAACAGCUACUGUUUAUUUUAAAAGAUUUUAUGCAAGGAAUUCAUUAAAAUGUAUCGACCCACUCUUGUUAGCACCAACCUGCAUUUUUUUAGCAUCUAAAGUAGAAGAAUUCGGAGUUAUUUCUAAUUCAAGACUGAUUUCAACUUGCCAAACAGUUGUUAAAAAUAAAUUUAGUUACGCUUAUAGUCAAGAAUUUCCUUAUCGAACCAACCACAUUUUAGAAUGCGAAUUUUAUUUAUUAGAAAAUUUAGAUUGUUGUUUAAUCGUGUAUCAACCAUACCGCCCUCUUUUACAAUUAAUGCAAGAUUUAGGACACGAAGAACAACUUUUAACUUUAUCAUGGAAAAUAGUUAAUGAUUCUUUACGUACCGACGUUUGUCUUUUAUAUCCACCGUAUCAAAUUGCGAUUGGUUGUAUGCAAAUUGCAUGCGUUAUUCUUCAGAAAGACCACAAAAAUUGGUUUGCAGAGUUAAACGUUGAUAUAGAAAAAGUACAAGAAAUCGCAAGAUAUGUUUUGAAUUUAUUUGAAUUGUGGAAAACUUAUGAUGAGAAAAAAGAAAUACAAAGUCUUUUAGGUAAAAUGCCUAAACCUAAACCUGCACCUCAAAGAUAAAAAGUAUUGUGUUUUGUGAUAAUAAAGAAUUUGUAUUAAAUAUAAUCUAAAAGAAUGUAUUAGAGAUUUUAAUUGUAUCUCGAUGUAAUAAAUUUAAUAAGAUUAACAUAA
Messenger RNA from Onthophagus taurus, 1039 nucleotides. RefSeq names its product Cyclin C (gene CycC). The record is from RefSeq and is a predicted model, not a curated record. Gene Ontology annotation, molecular function: cyclin-dependent protein serine/threonine kinase regulator activity. NCBI's taxonomy places the organism in Eukaryota, Metazoa, Arthropoda, Insecta, Coleoptera, Scarabaeidae. Gene Ontology annotation, biological process: regulation of transcription by RNA polymerase II.